Messenger RNA from Phoenix dactylifera (date palm), 900 nucleotides. NCBI's taxonomy places the organism in Eukaryota, Viridiplantae, Streptophyta, Magnoliopsida, Arecales, Arecaceae. The record is from RefSeq and is a predicted model, not a curated record.
CCAUCCCAGAACCCCACACAAGCCUCAACCAGAGGGCCAUCUUCCUGUGUAUCAAAAUGGCCUCCUCGACCUCCCUCCCUCUACUCUUCUUCCCCUUCCUCCUCCUCACCCUCUCCCACGCCGCCACCUUCAACGUCGUCAACCAAUGUUCCUACACCGUGUGGGCUGCAUGGGCAGCCACCGGCAACGUCGGCGGCGGCCAGCAGCUCAGCCAAGGCCAGACCUGGACGGUCACCAUCAACGCCGGCACCACCGGUGGCCGCAUCUGGGCUCGUACUGGCUGCUCCUUCGAUGGCAACGGCAACGGGAACUGCCAGAGUGGCGACUGCGGCAAGCUCGCCUGCACCUCCUACGGCUCCGCACCCAACACCCUCGCGGAAUUCGCCCUCAACCAGUACCAGAACCUCGACUUCAACGACAUCUCCCUCGUUCAGGGCUUCAACGUGCCCAUGGACUUCCGCUCCACCUCGUCGGACUGCAGCAUGGAUAUCCAAUGCACCGCCGACGUCGUUGGGCAGUGCCCCAGCGCGCUCAAAGUUGCCGGCGGCUGCGAUGACCCAUGUACCAUCUUCAACACUCCUCAGUACUGCUGCCCUUCCGGCUCCAGCUGCGAGCCAACCACCUAUUCCGAGUUCUAUAAGGGCCUGUGCCCGAAUGCGUUUAGCUACCCGGAUGAUUAUGUCAACACCAGCUUCACCUGCCCCGGUGGGAGCAACUACCAGGUUACCUUCUGCCCUUGAGGCUUUGAGAGCAUGGUGAUCCAUGCAUGACGCUGUUUCGAGUAUGUGAUAGCUUUGGAAUAAGGUGUUUGUAACCAAAUUUACGAGCCAUUAAACUGGCCUGUGAUGCGUGCAGCAUUAUUGGAAUUAUAGAAAUAAUUGUUUACUGUUAGUAAAUGCA